UUUCAGACAUCUGCAUUGUCAAUUUGUGUUGUUCCUAAGGGGUCUCUUGCUUUGGGAAAACAAAUCCACAUCUCUUUGCAACAAUAUUUUCAAUAUAGUGCCCCCCGAAAUUAUCAAAAAACUACAACGGUCUCUACCGGUAGCUAUUAUUUUGAAAUGAAUGGUAUCUUCUCUUCGUCGUGCGGAGCUUGACACCUGAUGACCGAGCGAGUCGCUUCUUUUGUGGUGAAGUCGUUAGGGACACAGCGGGACUGGGGCGCAUCCUCGGCCAAGUAAAACUUAGACUAAUUCACAGUUUGAGGUGAAUUUUGAUCUUCUGCCCUCGGGAUUGAUCAGUUUAUAAUUUCCAUAGAGCUGCCGACAGGUGAGUAUGUGUUAUACCGCUCAUUUCUUUCAACAGUUAAACUAUAACUUGGUGUGAUUCACCGAGGAACUGAAUACAAUGAACUGCAGUUGUGAACUAAUUUUAGUUCCCGUGUAGCCAUGUACAGUAUGCUAAUACUCUUCAUUUGAGGAUUUUAUUCUGGCAUUUAUAAAAAAGUCUACUUAUUUUUGUGCCCUUUUUGUUUAACAGCUUUGGGAACUACAUGUAUUGUUGUUAUAUGGGAUUACUGACAGACUAUUAUUCCUAAUAUUCCUGAAACAUGUAAAUUCAUUUAUGGUUUACCUGUUUACUGUGACUUAUGCAGUGGUGGAAAGUAUAUAAAACAUUUACUCACGUCAUGUACCUGAGUAAGUAAGUAAGUUGAGGUUCUUUACUUGGAUAUUUGUAUUUUCUUGUACUAUAGACUUCUACUCCACUACAUCGCAGAAGCAAUUAUUGUACUUUUCACUCCAUUCCUUAUCUGACAGCUUGCAGAUUCAGUUUAACAAUACAGAAUAUAAUCAACAAAUAAACUGUGAUAUUAUAGCAUUAUGGUCUUAUUGGUCCCCAAGGGUAAAUGCACAAGCUGCCUAGCAGUAUGUAAAGACAUUAACAAAGUAAAUUUAGCUCCAUAUUUAAGUAACGAACACAUGACUAUAUCAGUAAUUAUUAACCAAUAAUCCAAUAUCCAUGACCACAGCCCCGUCCCAUCGCAGAUGCUGGCUUUUCAACUUUGUGCUGAAAACAAUCUAUAUGGUCCUUUUGCUCUUCAGCCCAGAUGAUUUAAGAAAACAAACCAAAAAAACUAAACAUGGGCUCGUCAGAUCACAGCACACUUUCCCUCUUUGCAUCAGUCCAUCUCAGAUAAGUUUGGGCUCAGAGAAUUCAGCAGUGUUUCUGGAUGUUGUUGAUGUAUGGCUUUCACUUUGCAUGGUUGAGUCUUUUCAGUUGUAGAUGCAGCCAUCAACCAUCCUGAGCUGAUGUAGCAAUGUCCUUUACGCUAUCAGCAGAAUGGACCUGCUGCCUGACGUAUGGAGGGAGGACUUCUGGCUUCCUGCAGGUUUGACCUGGAAAGACAUGGAACAGCUUGCAGAUUCUGACCGACCACUACCCAGGGACCUUCUCAUAGCUCUGCCCCUCGCGUUGGGCUUUGUUGCCCUGCGCUACGUGUUUGAAAGGUUUUUUGCCCCACCCAUGGGCAGAUGUUUGGGGGUAAAGAAUAGAUUACAUGUGACUGCUACCCCCUCCCCUAAGCUGGAGUCGUUUUACACCCAGAGGAGCAGACAGCCGACACAGAGUGAAAUUGUUAGUUUGAUGACGCUGUGCGGCAAAACCCAGAGGCAGAUUGAGACCUGGUUCAGACUUCGUAGGAACCAAGACAGGCCCUGUCAAACCAAGAAGUUUGGGGAAGCUGCUUGGAGGUUUAUUUUCUACUUCACCGCCUUCAUUGCUGGACUUGCCUGUCUGAUUGAUACACCAUGGUUCUGGGACCGAAGGGAAUGUUGGAGCCAUUAUCCAGUUCAGCCCAUUGAGAGAGCCCAUUACUGGUACUACAUGCUAGAGUUGGGUUUUUAUGGCUCUUUGUUCCUCCGGAUCUCUGUGGACAUCAAGAGGAAGGAUUUUAAAGAACAGGUGAUUCAUCAUUUGGCUACCAUCUUCCUGCUCAGUUUCUCCUACUGUGCCAACUACAUUCGUAUCGGCACCUUGGUCAUGCUGCUGCAUGACUCCUCUGACAUACUGCUCGAGUCUGCCAAGAUGUUCAACUAUGGCACUGGUUGGAGGAAAACCUGUGACAUGCUGUUUGUUGUGUUUGCUGUGGUCUUCCUUGUGACUCGACUGGUGAUUUUUCCCACAAAAAUCCUCCAUACCACCCUGGUGCUGUCCGUGGAGGUCUUUGAACCAUUUGUCGGCUACUACUUUUUCAAUGUCCUGCUGAUGGUGCUGCAGGCUCUUCACGUUUUCUGGGCUGGUUUAAUCUUGCGCAUGGUUUAUAAGUUCCUGAAAGGCAAGUUAGAAAAAGAUGAACGCAGUGAUGAAGAGAGCGAGGUUGAAGAAGAUGGAGACGAAAAAGGAGGAGAGGAAGAUACGGACCAAGGAGAUUAUUGUUGGGAGAGAAGUAAAGACCAACUGAACUCAAAACUAUCAAUGCUAACCAACAGCUGUGUCCUAAAUAACUUGACCAACCACAGGGCAUCUGUGUCCGACAGGAUGCGUAAAGCUCAGUAAAGGCUUGAUGAUUUUCUGUUGUUUUUUUUACUUAAGUCCCAGUUUUUGUAUUGUUACAUUAAAAAAGAAAAUGAUAUGAUGGAUGGGACCAUUUUGCCAGUUUACUACAGUUUAUGUAUGUUGAUGCAGUUUUGCAACUGUAGCUAAGUGAAAUGGAGUGUUAUCAUCAGUCUUUGUAAAAUAUCGACAUAGCAGAGGAUAGUUUCGAUCUAUCGACCUCUGGGUUAUGGGCCCAGCACGCUUCCGCUGCGCCACUCUGCUAAGCACCCCAGAUGGGACUCGAACCCACAAUCCCUGGCUUAGGAGGCCAGUGCCUUAUCCAUUAGGCCACUGGGGCUGUUGUAGGACCCCGGGUAGGUGGGGGUCCGCUUGUUGUGGUGGGGGCAGACUGUUUUUUACUGUUAACAGAGCACAUGUUUGAAACAAAAAAACGAUUUUAACUGAGAAAUAGCAUUAUAACAAAACAAAAAAUGUAAACCUAGAUAGCUACUGUGUGACCAAGGACUUCUUUAGAGGGACUUUUAUAAGUGUUUUUAAAAAAAUAUUGUACAGUAAUGAAAUUACCACAAAACAUGCAGUAGACAUUUAAUUAAAGGAAAUAAAGUCA
Messenger RNA from Centropristis striata (black sea bass), 3197 nucleotides. RefSeq names its product ceramide synthase 2-like. The record is from RefSeq and is a predicted model, not a curated record. Bases 1376 to 2590 code for a protein of 404 amino acids. Gene Ontology annotation, biological process: ceramide biosynthetic process. Gene Ontology annotation, molecular function: DNA binding; sphingosine N-acyltransferase activity. NCBI's taxonomy places the organism in Eukaryota, Metazoa, Chordata, Actinopteri, Perciformes, Serranidae. Gene Ontology annotation, cellular component: membrane. The transcript is spliced from 11 exons.